Messenger RNA from Ictidomys tridecemlineatus (thirteen-lined ground squirrel), 4280 nucleotides. It is a transcript of the gene Slc36a2, whose product is annotated as solute carrier family 36 member 2. Gene Ontology annotation, cellular component: vacuolar membrane. The record is from RefSeq and is a predicted model, not a curated record. Gene Ontology annotation, molecular function: L-alanine transmembrane transporter activity; L-proline transmembrane transporter activity; amino acid:proton symporter activity. NCBI's taxonomy places the organism in Eukaryota, Metazoa, Chordata, Mammalia, Rodentia, Sciuridae. Gene Ontology annotation, biological process: L-alanine transport; proline transmembrane transport; glycine transport.
GGGGCCUCGCUCCAGCUCAGCAGAGCGCGCCAAGGCACAGCCACUGAGCUGGGUCUUGCACCUGCACCAGACACCUUCCCAUUUGAUUCCUUCCAACGUAAACCUCCUUGUCACCCCGAGCUCUUCCUUUCUGAAGCAGUCAUGGCUGUGGCAAAGAAUGUCAGGGACCUCCAGGGAACUGUUUCCCUCAAUUUGGACCUUAGGUCAUCUCCCCAAAGUACCAAGAACCUGCAGAACAAGGACUCCGGUUUCUUGGAUGUAAACUCUUCAGAAUCCACGGAUUUGGACAAGACCAAGGGCAUAACAGGGUUCCAGACCUUGGUUCAUGUGUUGAAAGGCAACAUGGGCACAGGGAUCCUGGGACUACCCCUGGCUGUGAAGAAUGCUGGCAUCCUGAUGGGUCCGCUCAGUUUACUGGUGAUGGGCUUCAUUGCCUGCCACUGUAUGCACAUCUUGGUCAGGUGUGCCCGGCGCUUCUGUCACAGGUUCAACAAGCCCUUUAUGGACUAUGGGGAUACUGUGAUGCAUGGACUAGAAGCCAGCCCCAGCACCUGGCUCCAAACUCAUGCCCACUGGGGAAGGCAUAUAGUGAGCUUCUUCCUUAUUAUCACCCAGCUGGGCUUCUGCUGCGUGUACAUCGUGUUUUUGGCUGAGAAUUUAAAACAGGUAGUGGAAGCUGUUAACAGCACAACCAACAACUGCUAUAACAACGAGACAGUGAUCCCGAUGCCCACCAUGGAUUCGCGACUCUACAUGCUUUCCUUCCUGCCUGUCCUGGUGCUGCUGGUCUUCAUCAGGAACCUCCAGAUCCUGACCAUCUUCUCCAUGUUGGCCAACAUUAGCAUGCUGGCCAGCUUGAUUAUCAUUGCCCAGUACAUUGCCCAGGGAAUUCCAGACCCCAGCCGGCUGCCACUGGUGGCAAGUUGGAAGACCUACCCUCUCUUCUUUGGAACAGCCAUUUUUUCGUUUGAAAGCAUCGGUGUGGUCCUGCCUCUGGAAAACAAGAUGAAGGAUGCCAGCCGCUUCCCAGCCAUCCUGUCUUUGGGAUUGUCCAUCGUCACCGCCCUGUACACCAGCAUUGGAACUCUGGGAUACCUGCGUUUUGGGGAUGACAUCAAGGCCAGCAUAACCCUUAACCUGCCCAAUUGCUGGCUAUACCAGUCGGUCAAGCUCCUCUACAUCAUUGGAAUCCUGUGCACCUACGCCUUGCAGUUCUAUGUCCCUGCAGAAAUCAUCAUCCCCUUUACUGUCUCCCGGGUGUCAAAGCGUUGGUCACUGCUUGUGGACCUGUCCAUGCGCUUUGCCCUGGUCUGCCUGACAUGCAUCUUGGCCGUCCUCGUCCCCCGUCUGGACCUGGUCCUCUCCCUGGUGGGCUCCGUGAGCAGCAGCGCCCUGGCCCUCAUCAUCCCCCCGUUGCUGGAGAUCACCACCUACUACUCAGAGGGCAUGAACCCUCUCACCAUCGCCAAGGACGCCCUCAUCAGCAUCCUGGGCUUUGUGGGCUUUGUGGUGGGGACUUACCAGGCCCUUGAUGAACUGAUCAAGCCUGAAGACUCUCUCCCCUUUUCCAACUCCACCAUUUUUAUGCUGUGAGAUUGUUGCUGCUCCUCACUCACCAGCAUGUGCCUCAUAAUGAUAUGGUUCUUUUUUAUAUGGACAAUCUUUGUGUUGCUGUUUUGCCUUUUCUCUGGGCAAAGUCACAGUAAAGCAACCAAGAACUCAGCAGCUAUGAGAUCUAAACGGUAAUUUAAAAAAAUUAUUGUUUUUGUUGUUUAUUCCUCCACCUUCCUCCUCUAGCUUUCCACUAUGUUUAGAACUCUCCCAUGGAAGGUUCUGGAUUCUACCAGAAUUUUUUGAUGAGGUUCCCACCUUGAGUGGAGCUAGGCAGGAAGAAGCUAUGAGGGGGCUCCAGAUGGCAGCAACUUGCAGAAGGAGGUGCCACUAGCUAAGGCUGACCAUACUGUUGUAGACAAAAGGUUUUCCCUUUUCCUGAUCAGUUCAAACAGUAGACUGAGUGGGGACAUAACGCACAAUUCAGCAAGAUAUGAAGAACUCCAGCAUCAGAAAUGGUUAGGUCCAAGAUAACCAAUAUCUCUCAGAAAAGCACCAUCCAUAUUAAUUUCCAAACCACUAGAUUCAGUUUUAGCCUAGUUCAAAGAUCCCAACAGUGAAAAGAAUGCACAGGUCUAGAUGUGCUGAGAGAAGGAGUGGUAGACCUGAGAAGUAUUUGAAUAGACUUUACCUCUUAAUUCUUGCAAUUAACAUUCUUGAUGAUCUUCUGUGUGCCAAGCAUAAUGCAAGAUUCUCAUAGUGAUUUGGAAAAGGGCCAUAAGUUUCUCUUGACCAAAUGGACUUGCAGCUCCCUAUCAAGAGGUGAGUCUAUACCUCCAUGCCUUGUAUAUGAUCUUGACCUUUUAACUUGCUUUGGCAAGUGGGACAUCAGUAAAUGUGAUGCAAGCAGAGAUUUGGUGAUAACUUAUGCACGGAGACUUGCAUUCUUAUUGCUGUAUUGAGCUGAGACCAUCAAGUGAAAACACCUGGGGCAGCUGACUGGCGGAGAAGAGAUGCUGUGGAAGAGAAAACAAUCACGCCAGCUGAGCUCUUUCCCCCAGAUCAACCAGCCUGUCAAAAUGAGAGAGGCCAACCUGGACCACAUCCAGCUCCAGUCAUAAGACAAUAGGAAUUGUGUAGAAAGGGGCUAGAGGUGUAGCUCAGUGGUAUAGCACAGGUUUAAGCAUGAACAAGGUUCUGGGUUCCAUCCCAGCACAAAACAAAACAAAACAAAAACAGAAAAUAAAUUAUACAGAUCAUCAAUGGCAUUGUAAGAAAUAAUAAAUGUUUGUGGUUUGAAUUCAUAAGGUGUGGGAGUUUUAUGCAGCAAAAGUUGACUGGUAAGUGAUGUUUACUAAAGGGGACACACUGAUGAAUCCAAAAAGAAUCCCUCCUCUCAUGGAACCAGUCUACUAUCUACUGGGAAAGAGUAGCACCAUCAUAGGUCCUUAAAGGACACUCAUUGCUCUGGGGAACCAGGAAGGACUUUGCCCAGGUUAUUACCAUUGGAAGUUGGGUUUGGAGUAGAACAUGGGUCUGAUACCCUUGUCACUUGUCACUUGCCAUAACAGAGUCUGUUCUCCAGUCUGUCCUUGGCUGGCAGAGACUAGUCAACCUGAGACACCACUCAACUUUCCUGGUGGUGACUGCUCCCCACUCUCAUUACUGAACUUGGGGAAAUGCUCUUAGGUAGCUGAGCAGAUGUGGAAGGCAGUCCUGGGGAUUCUCAGCAUACGCGUUGGUUCGUGGGGUGAUCCAUGCUUUUUUCAGCCUUGGUAUUAAAAGAACAUUUGAAGAGCCCUUCCCCCUUAUUUCCAUCCAUCAUCUCUAUGCAGCCCAGGGAAGGUGUGAAGGGGAGGAGAAGAGGGGUGACCCCAAUUCCCAAGACCUGGUCUGCUGUUUUUGUGUGUUACUUUCUACCUGCUGGACUUCUAGAAGGUACUUCAGAAACACAAGUCCCACUCAGAAGAAGGAAAGGCUGGCCAUCCACACCCAGAGUCUGCAGGGUCCUUGCUGGGAGAUGGGAGACUCAUAGGCUGCACAGUGGGUCCACACUCUACCUUUUCAGUCUGGGGUCAUCAUUUCCACCCUGGGCUCUCAAUCUCAUUAGCAAACCCAAAGGACUUCCACAACUUAGUUCAGAGUCUCAGCAACAUGGUUUUCCUCUCCUUAAACAUUUUUCUCCCACCCUGCUUCACUAUUACCCCACCUCUCAAGUUCACCUUUGUUCUGCCCAGGACAAGCCCCUAUUUAGUAAGAAGAUCAGGUCAGUGUUGGUAUUUAGACCAAACUGACUACAGUUAAACCUUGAAAACCAAAAAUGAAUUGAGCAACAUUAAUAUAACUUAUAAAAGCAAGCUAGGGAAACUCCUUAGUAAUUGUCAGUAACACCAAACAAUGUGGGCAUUGUAUUUUAAGUGGGAGCAUUGUAUUAAAGAUUUUUGGCAAUGUUUGUGUGACUUCCUGCAUGACUUUCCCCUCACCUCAUUUUACCUCAGAUUAUUUAACUUUUGAAGCAUGCUGUUGGGACAAGGGUCACAGAGAUUUUUUUCUCCCUGCAAGGUAUUAGAUAUAAAAGGAAUCCGUGAAAAGGGCGAAAACAAAGCAAAUCAUUCUCUUUUCCACAUACUAACCAUCAUCCUAGAGCUCCUGUCUGCUUGCUUUAAACCCACCAAUUAGAACUUCCCAGCCCUCUAUUUCUCUCUCAUUCCUGCUCUCCACUCACAGGU